AACCCUAUGCUAGACAAACCAAGGGCUUGCUAGGAAAUACUUGGGAGGAGGGGAAGGUGCCUUCUCACCCAAUUUUUAGAGGCUGUGCCCUGAGGAGGAGGAGAAGUGCAUUGUCUACUGAUCGCCUGUUACAUGAGGACAAGCUCAGAAUCCCAAACUGGAUACAAGACUGACUCUCAGAUUUGCAGGCGGGGGAAGGGGGGGGCGCGCUUUUUUCUGAGCAAAAGCAGUUAUGAACUUGUGGCUACAGAAAAACUCCUGUGUUGUGGUUGGAAGGACUGUUUAUCUGCCAGAAGCCUUGUUGGAGUUAGGGGGACAUCUCUGGAGCAGCCUCCUUAUCCUGGAUAUGGUUCCAACUACUGGAACUCUGCAGUGCAGCCUAGAGUUCCCUACCCAAGUCCGUACCCUGCUGGACCUGAGUUACAAAGCCAGGGACUGGAGUCUCCCUACACAAAUGGAGCCUAUGGGGCCCCUGCGGCUGCUCCACACUAUGCUAAUCUGCCACAGUCAAACACUUACUAUUCUUCUGGGCACCCUCGGGCCUCCUACCCGGCAGAGUCUCCGAGCAUGUACCGACCGCCAUCGGCAGCCUCGCAUUGGCAUUAUCCCCCACCAGACUGCCCCCCGGAAGGCCCCUCUCUCAGGAGGCAGGCCCCAGGAUACUCCCCACCACCGACCCCAGGUAUGCCUGUCCCACACUUUCCAUAUGGAGGAGAUACCAACCCUGGCAUUCCACAGCAAGGGCCACCACCACCACCACAACCAAGACCCCAGGAUGAAUCGUGGGCUUCCUCUGGCAUCUAUGGAAUGCAGCCACGUUAUGCCUGGCCUGCUGCUUCGACAUCCCAAGGAAGUCCAUUUGUUUCAGAAUCCUCUCCAUCCUGGCCUGGCAAUGGAGCUCCUUCUCCGCAUCCUCCAGCUCAUGAUACAAAGGAUACUACUUAUGACAAACCAGACCCAGGAGCAAACCACAACAACUACUUCCCAGAAGUCAAUCAUCAGCCCUCUGGGACUAUGAAUGAUCAUAAGUCAACUCAAUUCAACACCAAACCAUCCCAUUUCAAUCCCAAAGUGCAAUACAGUGCACAGCCCCAAAUGUAUAAUAAUGUACCUAGGAAACCACCUUUGAACCAGGAUGCAGGUUUUAAACCCAGCGACCAGCCUUUGUCAAAAUCCCUGGGAAUGCAGCCAGGGAUUCAAAGAGUUAUGCAAGUUAUGGAGGAGGUUGAGCAGUUGGAGCAAGAGGUGGAUGAAUUUGUAGGAAAAAAGACAGACAAAGCAUACCGGCUCCUGGAGGAAAUGCUGACCAAGGAGCUGUUGGAACUGGAUUCCAUAGAGACUCGUGGCCAGGACAAUGUUCGACAGGCUAGGAAGGAGGCUGUUCAUAGAAUCCAGGCCAUACUGGAAAAACUGGAAAAAAAGGGAUUGUGAAAGACAGAUGGUAACAACUCAAGGCCUGCUAUGGACAUCCCAAAGCGCUCUGGUUAGGCUUAAUUCUCAGCCUGCUUCUAACUACUUCGUUGACCACGAAAAGCAAUAAAGUCUGACUAUACUUUAAUUUUUUUUAAACCCCAAAAUGAUAAAGUGGCUGUGGACGAAUGAAGGCAGGAUUGAAACAUCAGUCCUGAAUUUUCAGGUGGUUGUUCCAGGCCAACGAAUGUACAGACAACUAUGGAAUUCUGACACUGCCAAACAAAGUGCUUUUGCCUGUGUGGGUGUCUACGUGCUUUUCAUCAGCAGGAGAGGAAACCGUUGUAUGGAACAGACUUUUCUGUACUAGGCCAAAUGUGUGUCUGUAGAUGCCACCUGCUGCCCCAUGGCUUCUUAAACAGCUGGAAUUUCUGUUAGUUACAAAGGCAUUGCAACACACAGCAAGUACAACAAGACUUCAGGCUCUUGGACCACUAUUCUUGUGUAUUAUUUACAGCUUCAUCACUCUAGUCAUUGAGAUUGAUGUGUAUUGUUCUGUGUCUUUUUGGUGCACGCUCUAGUACUGUCUUGAAGUACUGGUGGAAGAGACCAUAUUAGCAACCAGUCAAUAUGGCAACUUCACACUGUUUUCUUCUAUAUAUUGAAGAGCUAUUCAGUGAUGUUUUAUGUGGGGGAGCGGUAAUAAGGAACACAAUUGGGAGCUUUUGAAUUCUGCCUCUAAAAAGGCAGUGGUGCAAAUGAGAGAUGGCGGCAUGAUCCUAGGAAGUGAAACAUUUGAAAAUGAUUUUUCAUGGCAAAUUGGGGUAAAAAUCCACUUUUUAAUUGUAAUGUCCUUUCACAUAAUGCAGUUUUGUAUUCCACUAUAAUCUGCAUAACUGGUGGUUCUGUACAGUGCACUGUGGAGGGGAGAGGUAAAUCAUCUGCCUUUAACUGGGGGGCUACCACAUCUGAAAUUAAGUAGUCAUUACUGUGUAUGACAAGAGAAAAUAAACUCUGGCAAGUUUUAAACAUCAUUUUGUACUGAUAAGAAGUUGGAAGUGACUUUCUUUAAAGUUUGUGUGAAACUAUAAAUGGAACCUGUUGUAACCAAAGCACCAUACCUGGAAUUCUGUCCUUGUAGCAGAGCCUCAUGAGACAAGGCAGCAAGUGGCAUGGAAAUGGGGAUAUUCGUGAUGUUGAAAGGGGGUUGGUCCUACUUUUGAGAUGGCUUGGAGCAGACCAGUUCUGUGAACCCUAUAGCCUUUUGCUCCUGGAACAAUGACCCCAUUUUCCUGAAGCCACCCAGCCUGGCAUUCUCUAUGCUGCUAGUCAGUGCAGUGGAAGAUGUAUGUCUGCAGAUUCUACAUCCUUAGCGCACCUGAAUUCUGCUGGAUGGUACUGACCUCUCCAAGCGUUCGGAUCCAUCCUCAUAAUCAUGCAUGCGGUUGGCAGUCUAGAAAAUGUACUCUGGGCUAAUCCAGAAGAGCAGAAUAAUCAGUCUGGGACAAUAAAUGUUUUGGAUUGGAGGACCGUGUUUAAUAGCAAUCAAUGCCUCCUAUCAGGCAGAGACCAACCAGGCCUAGCUAACGCUGUUUGGGAAAUAAAGUUGAAUCUGAUUCCAAAGAGCAGAAGCUAUGCUCUAGCUCGUCACUAUAUUGUAAGCAGCCUCCAGUUCUAUGCUAAUAUAAGUGGGGGAGAUCUGGUUACAAGGACUGAACGUCUGCAGGAAGUAAUGGUACAUCAUUAAUGAAUUAAACAAUGGUUGAUGCUACCAGUGCUUCUGAGAAUUAAUGUUAUCCUAGUUUAACACCGACAGACUCCAGUCGGUGGGCAGGAUCGAAUCUGGGACCUCUGAAGCUUAGUGCGUGAGCCUCUACAGCAUGAGCUAAAAGCCAACUGGCUGUUAGCUAAGGUUGUAGAGCAGACUCAUUUGAUCUCUCUCUAAGUGGUCUCGGUGCCACUAGAUAGGACAGAACACCACACCCAGAAGGUGUGUGGGUUACACUAGCACUUCCUCUCACCUGCAUGCUUCAUGGCACAAUAUUUUCUUUUUUUUAAUGUGUGAGAAGUUUACCAAGUAACUACCAUUGCUGUCGCAGUUAGUUCUUUUCCCUGGAGGAGCUGAGAGAGAAACACCUAUUCGUUCUGGGCAUUUGUGCUCCUUUAAUUUAGUGCACAGUUUAAAUACCCUGGUGCUAGGAAUGUUAAAUCCUUAGUGCAAUUGCUGUUGGAUCCUAGCUGUGUCUCUAUAAUGUGCUUAAAAUUUUCCCAGAAAUUACUGCUUCAGGCUCACAGAAGAAAUCUAAGAUUUAGCAGAAACUUUGUUUUUGAAAGGGAACAUGAGUAUUGAUACAAAAGUUCCAGGAAGGAAAAGGCUUCUUUGCUAAGAUGAAGUUAGCGAGACAAAAAUUGUACAGAAAAAUACUCCACUUGCUGUAACCUUACAAAAUUAAUGGCAUAGCUUAGCUCCUCUUCCUCAAAUUCUCUGGUGACCUAGAGUAGCGCAGUCAUUGUACAGGCUGAGGAACCUGCAGCCUCCUCGCUAGAAGUAAAAUGGUCAAAACAGGCUAGUGACUUAUGUAAAUUAAUGUAACUUUGCUGAGCAACUUUUCAUAGAAAUGUAGGGAUGGAAGGGACCUCAAGAGGUCAUCAAGUCCAGCCCCUGUGCUGAGGCAGGACGAAGUAGACCUAGACCUGAGAGGUGUUUGCCUAACCUGUACUUAAAAAUCUCCAGUGACAGGGAUUCCACAAUGUCCCUCGGAAGCCUAUUCCAGUAUUUAACCUCUGAUAACUACUCUUUGAGUAUGGACUUUCAAUCAGUUAUAUACCCACCUUAUGGUAAUUUCACCUAAACCAUAUUUCCCUAAUUUCAUUAUGAGAAUGUCAUGGGGGACUGUGUUGAAAGCUUUACUAAAAUCAAGGUAUCACCUAUAUUGCUUAUCCAUUAGGCCAGUAAGCCUGUUAAAGAAGGAAAUUAGAUUGCGGGGGGGUUGCAUGCUUUUGUUUGGCAUAUCCAUGCUGAUUAAAUUGGUUGUUUAAUAAUUUGUUCCAGUAUCUUUCCAGGUAUCAAAGUUAAGCUGACUGGCCUAGAAUUCCCCAGGGUCUCUUAUGUUCCCUUUUUUAAAGAUAGUACUACGUUUGCCCUUUCACCCUAUGCGACGUCAUCUGUCCUCCAUGAGUUCUCAAAGAUAAUCGCUAACGAUAACUUUUGUUCCCUCUGACCAUAGGCUUUAAAAGCUUUCUUCCAUCAGCUAAUUAAACACUAAUUAUAUCAACCACUCAAAAGAAAUGAAGAGUUAAGGCUGAGCUCAAACUCCUUGUGACUAAUGAGGAUUUAAGAUGGUGGCAUUCUCCUUCUUAGGUCUGAGGUUUUGCCUGUCCAUCUUGCACCAUUCUGACUUUGUUAAAUUAACUGUGGGCAGUGGGCUUGACCAUGUUCUCCUGAGCACCUGCCAUCUACGCUGUGGAGUUACGCCAUGUGGGCUGUUCAACGCAACAUUGUUUUCUUUGCAGUGAACCCCUCCCCGUCCUAUAUGUUAACACCCACCUUACUACCUUCCAAAAAGGAUUAUGCAUGCCUGCUGAAAUGUCCCCUAAAAAUGAUUUUCAAAAUAAAAGUCCCCAUUGGA
Molecule: messenger RNA, 5039 nt
Organism: Trachemys scripta elegans
Lineage: Eukaryota; Metazoa; Chordata; Testudines; Emydidae
Gene: BAG4
Product: BAG cochaperone 4
Exons: 5
Coding region: 133-1431 (432 amino acids)
Biological process (GO): protein stabilization
Cellular component (GO): cytoplasm; membrane; cytosol
Molecular function (GO): adenyl-nucleotide exchange factor activity; protein-folding chaperone binding
Source: RefSeq, a predicted model, not a curated record